GCACCUUUCUGCAUGACGUCAUGCUGUCACAUGACCUCCGCCACUGGAGAGGAGAGAGGAGAGCGGCGGCGAGGGAAGGGCAGAGAUAUUUUUCCUCCGUACAAAACCAUCGGGCCCUGGCGCUGUUGUCACCCCUACACCGCUCCGUAAACAUAACCACGACAUGGACAAUCUAGAUUAAAGACAAACAUCCAAGACUACUACUUCUUCUUUCCCUCUAUUUUCCUUCUUGGACUCUUCUUCUAUAUCUGGUGGAGCUGCCAGUAACUGAGCACAGAUCGAGGCACAAUGUCCUCCGUCAAGGUUGCCGUGCGCGUACGGCCGUUUAACAACCGGGAGAUCGGCCGCCAAGCAAAAUGCGUCAUCUCCAUGAAAGACAAAACAACAGCCAUCCAACAUCCCAAACAGUCUAAGGAUGUGAAAGCAUUCAACUUUGACUACUCCUACUGGUCCCACACCAAUGAGCAAGAUCCCAACUUUGCCGGCCAGAGCAAGGUGUACCAGGACAUAGGGGAGGAGAUGCUGCAGCAUGCGUUUGAAGGCUACAAUGUGUGCAUCUUCGCCUAUGGGCAGACGGGAGCAGGAAAAUCCUACACCAUGAUGGGGAAACCCGAGCCCAGGGACCAGCAAGGCAUCAUUCCUCAGCUAUGUGAAGAACUGUUUGACAAAAUUAAGACUCAGGAAAGUAAGGACCUGCAAUUCUCGGUGGAAGUCAGCUACAUGGAAAUCUACUGCGAGCGUGUGCGCGACUUGCUCAACCCUAAGAACAAGGGAAAUUUACGUGUUAGAGAGCAUCCUCUGCUGGGACCAUAUGUGGAGGAUCUUUCCAAAUUAGCAGUGACAUCCUUUAACGAGAUCAACACACUCAUGGAUGAAGGCAACAAAGCACGAACUGUAGCAGCAACCAACAUGAACGAGACCAGCAGCCGCUCCCAUGCUGUGUUCACCGUGGUCUUCACCCAGAGAAGACAUGACGAGAUGACAGACCUUUCCACUGAAAAGGUUGCAAAGAUCAGUCUAGUAGACCUGGCUGGAAGCGAGCGAGCGAACGCCACUGGUGCUAAGGGUGACCGACUAAAGGAAGGAGCUAACAUCAACAAGUCCCUAACGACCUUGGGCAAGGUCAUUCAUGCACUAGCAGAGUCGUCGCAGUCUGGGGAUAUGAAGAAGAUAAUAAAGUCUCAGUCUGGCUCGAAGAAGAGGAAGAAGUCUGAUUUCAUUCCGUACCGUGAUUCUGUUCUGACCUGGCUUCUCAGGGAGAACCUUGGUGGGAAUUCCAAGACCGCUAUGAUUGCUGCUCUUAGUCCAGCUGAUAUUAACUAUGAAGAAACGCUGAGUACGCUAAGAUAUGCCGACCGUGCCAAGCAGAUUGUGUGCAAGGCAGUAGUGAAUGAAGACCCCAACGCCCGACUGAUCCGAGAGCUGAAGGAGGAAGUCAUGCGUCUCAAGGAACUUCUCAAGUCAGAAGGACUAGCAGAUCUCGUGGAGAAUGAGCUCAAUGCCAACGUUCCUAACAAGAAUCUGCAGCUCCAACCUCACAACCUAAAUGGCCCUGCCAGUCCCAGUGAUGGUGGCCAGAGGAUCAUGACCCCUAGAAAUGAGGAUGCCAUGGAGCAAUUAAGGGCAUCAGAGAAACUGAUUGCAGAGCUGAAUGAAACGUGGGAGGAAAAACUGAAGAAGACAGAGCUUGUGAAGCAAGAGAGAGAGGCUGCUUUAGCAGAGCUUGGUGUGGCAUUAGAUGGUACUGGCACUACAAUUGGGGUAUGCUCUCCCAAAAAUACCCCACACUUGGUAAACCUUAACGAGGACCCCCUGAUGUCGGAAUGCCUGCUGUAUUACAUCAAGCCAGGAAUUAUGAAGGUGGGCUCCACACAUGCAGACAUUAUCCUGAGUGGGCCACACAUCCGUGAUCAUCACUGCACCUUUGAGAGCAGAGAAAAGAAUGGAGAAAUUAUUGUCACAGUGACACCAGAGAAGAGUGCAACCAUAUUUGUGAAUGGGAAAACUGUGGAAGGACCACUGCUACUUAAAACAGGACACCGUGUGAUCCUGGGAAAGAACCAUGUUUUCCGGUUUAACCAUCCAGAGCAAGCUCGUCAAGAAAGGGAGAAGACUCCAUCGACAGAAACUCCAGGUACAGUUGAGGCACAAUUGGGAGAGCCUGUGGACUGGACCUUUGCCCAGAUGGAGUUGUUGGAGAAGCAAGGCAUCGACAUGAAACUGGAGAUGGAGAAACGAUUGCUUGCCAUGGAGGAACAGUACCGACGAGAGAAGGAAGAGGCUGACCAGCUAUUGGAGCAGCAACGACUGGAUUAUGAGAGUAAGCUGCAGGCCCUCCAGAGUCAAGUAGAACGUGCCAGUCUACUGUCUGGCUGCACCACCCCAGAGUACAGUACUGAUGAUGAACAAGGAGAAAGUGAACCAUCCUGGACAGAGAAGGAGUAUCAACUAGCACAGUGGGCAUUUAUCAAGUGGAGAUAUCACCAGUUCACAUCGCUCAGGGAUGAUCUGUGGGGGAAUGCAAUCUUCCUCAAAGAAGCAAAUGCCAUCAGUGUGGAGCUGAAGAAAAAGGUCCAGUUCCAGUUUGUUCUGCUGACCGACACCAUGUACUCCCCCCUGCCCCCUGACCUGAUGCCCCCGGACGUGGCGUCUGACCAGCCCUACCCCCGCACAAUCGUGGCUGUCGAGGUCCACGACCUCAAGAACGGUGCCACUCAUUACUGGACACUGGAUAAACUAAGACAGCGGCUUGAGUUGAUGAGAGAAAUGUACGACAGUACAGCGGAGAUGACCACUACUUCAGCUGCAGACUGUCCGGUAGAAAGUUUGACCGGUGGUGACCCUUUCUAUGACAGAUUCCCCUGGUUUCGCCUUGUCGGAAGCAGUGGAACCCCCUUGUCAGCCUGUCUUCCUGAUGACAGGACCCAUUCCCCCACCACACCACCCGGACUGUCCGUCCCCCCCGAACCCAUGUCCUCCCCAUCCCCCCUGACCACUGCCGACAACCAGGCCUUUUACGAUUCGGACAACUCCGACAGUCAGUCCUCCUACUCUGUGACCACAAGUACCCUGCAGCAAAGUCUACCUCCUAGCUAUGACGUGGAUAGCAGGAAAAGCCCUGUGCCUCGCCAUUCUCGUGACAGUUGCGAUGACAGUGAUACUGACUGUGCGAGCUUGCCGUCAGACGAUUGCGAAGACCCAAAGAUUCCGAGCAUGGACCCCUUCACUGACCCGGUCUCGUGGUUCUGUUUGGUGGGCAGAGCUUUUGUGUACCUGAGUAACCUGCUGUACCCAGUGGGGAUUGUGCACCGUGUGGCAGUGGUCAGUGAGAAGGGUGAUGUCAGGGGGUGGCUACGGGUGGCUGUACAACAUGUCACAGACGAUGAUGCUCCUGACUGCACUGGAGGAGUCUGUCAAACUGGGACCGCCAGGAUUGCCUUUAACCAAGAGGAACUGCAGAAAAAGAUUGAUGCUGAGAAUGAAGCGGAGGCAAACAUUCCCUCGGGAGAGGAGCUGCGUAUUGUGGAGGGGCAAGGUAAUGGGACAGAUGAUGAGGAGGCCAGCGAGGCCUCGGCAGCAGCAGCUGCUGCAGCUGCAGCAGGUGGAGACGGCCAGAAGACACCUGCCGAGGAGGAGGGUGAGGAGGAGGACAGCUGGGUACAGUUCAUGAAGGAGCACCCCCACCUGAAGCUGGGCACCACCUUCACCUUCCGGGUCACCCUUCUACAGGCCUCCGGCAUCCCACCGGAGUACGCUGAUGUCUUCUGUCAGUUCAAUUUCCUACAUCGCCAUGAUGAAGCCUUCUCCACAGAACCACUGAAGAACACUGGCAAGGGGCCACCCCUCGGUUUCUAUCAUGUGCAGAAUAUUUCAGUAGUUGUGACCAAGUCGUUUAUUGAGUACAUCCGGAGCCAGCCUCUGGUGUUUGAAGUGUUUGGUCACUACCAGCAGCACCCUCUUCACAUGCAGGCCAAGGAAGAGGUCAUCAUGCAGCGUAGAAUGCCCCGAACAUUCCCACAAUCUCUCCCACUGGCAAAACCAGUUCCGUCUCCAAGACAUGGGCGUGUACCAACAACACCCAACUUGAACAUGACUCACUGCAGUUAUGACCUGCUGGGCUGGUGGGAGAUCUGUGAGCUGGGACCUUCAGGAGAGUACAUAGCAGCUGUAGUGGACCACAGUGAUGAGAAGCCAUGUCAGGGGGUCUUCAUGUUACAUCAGGGUAUCCAGAGACGAAUCCGAGUGACCCUUGUCCACGAGCCAGGACAAGAUGUGGUGUGGAAAGGAGUGAAAGAAGUUGUCAUUGGUUGGCCUACUAUUCGUCCAAAAUCAACAAAAGACAUGAAAUCCUUACGCAAGAAGCUCCUCUAUGGCCGUAUCAGAAACAAGUUGGAAGUGAAAGGUCCUGACGGUGAGGUGUCUGCCCUGUCACUCAACAUCUGCUCACAGGGGUACCUCUACCCACCUCAUGACCUCAGCACUACCAUUGAGGAACAUGACAUUAGGGUGUUUUACCAGUUUGAAGCAGCCUGGGACAGUUCGUUGCACAAUUCAAAACUUCUCAACAGAGUAACUCCUUACAGAGAGAAGGUCUACAUGACAGUAUCAGCUUACAUUGAGCUGGAUAACUGUGCCCAGCCAGCCUGUAUUACAAAGGACCUAUGUCUCACCAUCCACAGUAGAGAUGCCAGACUCUCACAGCCAAGAUCCUUGCGGAGCCUGUUUGGAAGUGGCUACUACAGAUCUCCAGACAGCAACCGUGUGAGCAGUGUGUAUGAGCUGAGCCUGAAGCAUUCCAGUCCAGAGGGCAGUCCAGAUGGUGCUUCAGACGGGAAGGGACCGGGAAGUGUCCAGCGGCGGAGACGGAGAGUGCUGGACACGUCCACGACGUACGUACGCGGGGAAGAGAACCUGGCGGGCUGGAGACCCCGCGGAGACUCACUCAUCUUCGAGCACCAAUGGGAGCUGGAGAAGCUGACACGGCUAGAGCAGGUGGAGAGAGUUCGACACUUGCUGCUACUGCGAGAGAAGAUGGGCAUCGUUUCCGGUGAGGAAGGCAAGGAGAUCAGGUGGAUUCUGGGAGAGGGGGACGACGACACUGUGGACAGGCAGAUCACCCUGUUGGAUAAGUGUUUGAAGCUUUGGAGCAUGGAGCCCCUUCAACUAUAUGUAGAGGAUACGGAUGUUGACGAUGAUGAUGAUGAUGACCCAGCAGGAAUGAUCCGGUCCGUCUCCACCCCAGUGCUGAGCUCCACCCUGGUGGAGAACUCCCCCCAGCACAGUCCAGCCAAGUCCCCGGUCCCCCCACCCCCUUUAGGGGCAGCAGACAGUGAGGGGCCCCUCCCUGAGGGGGUGGCGGUGCCUGUGCUCCCGCCCCUGCCCCCGGACUCUACAGACGACAACCCUGACUACCAGGCUCUCUACAUUCCUGCUGUGGAAGAGAUCAGAGUAAGCCCUGUUGUGUCACGUAAAGGAUACCUGAAUUUUCUAGAGGAGAAAACCAGUGGCUGGAUCAAGCGUUGGGUGGUAGUGCGUCGCCCGUAUGUGUACAUGUACAACAAUGAGAAGGACCCUGUAGAGCGGGGGCUGAUUAACCUGGCCACUGCACAGGUGGAGUACAGUGAAGACCAGCAGGCCAUGCUCAAGGGCACCAUCAGGUCCAAGCUUGCCCGCCGUGCUGCCUACCUCAGAAUCUAGCCGUGCUGUGCACCCAGUCAGACCUGGUGGCAUGUGUACUUCCUAACCAUCCUCGCACACACAGACAAGUGUUGUCAUGUCCACGCGUUGGCACAACCCAUGAUGAGAAUUGUCACUCUUGAUCCAAAAGGCAAACAAAAAAUCAAAGACCAUACCAAAAACACACACACCCUUACGGCAAAGUCAGCAAACUGGAAAAUACCUCUUGUCCAGAGCUACAUUUAGAUUACUCCAUUACAAUGUACAAUGAUAUGGUUCAUCCCAACAUCACAGUAUCCUGUCACACAUUAGAGAAAAAAGGAACUGACCACUUAUCUUUGUUGUAACAUCAUUUUGAAUUCAGAAAGAUGUUACAAGGUAGAUACACAAGUAUUCCUCUUGAUCAGUGCUUUUAUGAACACACCUCCCUACCAAAACAUCAUAACACAUCAUACAUACAUGUAUACCCCACGGCAGUCAGAAGUGCACUUGGAUGUAAUGUCUGUUUAAAGGGACAUUUCUUUGCAAAGUUACAACCCCCAACAUUAACCAAAAAUGAAUACAACUGUAGCCCUUUUUCCAUGUUUUCAGUACAAGACAAAUACACACAUUUUGUGUAAACUAUCAUACGAUGGUGAAAACAGUUUUGGAUCAGUAGUGACUAUUCAUCUGUGCUAAGCCAACAAGAGUGUACUGUAUAAUGUAUAUUGCUCUCUCUGCUAACCUAUCAUGCUUGCCCAGCCUUGCCUCGCACAAACUUAUGACAAGUAAUUUGAGAUGCAAAGAAAAAGAAAAUUAAUGCAAGUGUUACAGAUUUUGACAAACUUUUGUGAUGUACUAUUUUUCCCCAAGCCUAAUUGUAUACCUUCCAGUCGUGGGAUGGAUAGCGUGAUUGUACAAAUAGCCAAGUGCUGACUGUAUGGAGUGAGAUUGCAGAUGUCUUGCCAUGAAUGUUGUAAGUUGUUGUAAGGAAUAUAGAAUAUGGUAUGUAGGCAUGGCAUACAACAUUCACCAUUUAUUGUGGCUUGCUGUGCUUGCAUAUUUUUCAGGGUGGAAAAGUAUUCAGAAACUUUGAAGUUGUCAAAUGGUAUUAAAAGUGUAUAUAUUGAAGCAAAUGAGCUUAAAUGUGUGAAAAUUAGCAGUGUUGUUUUUUUGGCAAAAUUUGAAAUGCUAUUAUGAAAGUUUUGGAAAAAGAGGACUCAAUUUCAUGAUGUUCUAUAUAACAUUGUGAUUGAUUUAUCUGGUUCAUUUUGCAUGCUGCUUUAUAGACUGUGAGAUAUGGCAUUGAAAUUUUAGCAACUUUCUUGCCCUUUUUUUUAUAUCCUAUGGACCCAGUUUCCAUGUUUUUCAUUGUUUAAGUUGCACUCUUUGUUUUUUCAUUAUAUCGGGACUAACAGGCCAGUAGCCUUCAAAGCAAAUGCUGCAAAAGACAUAUUUGAUUUUUUUUUACUUGUUGUAUUUAUUUAUUAUGAUGGUGAAUGCUGUGCCAUGCGUAUAUGUCCGCUAAGAAUUCUAGUCAAAUUCAAGAGACAAACUUGUCGCUAUGUGAUUCUCAAUGUAUAUUAAUAGACAAGUAGUAAUCAUCAUUAUUGUAAAUCUUCCAUCCUAUAUGUUGUAUCAAAAUGUAUGCUAAGAGAAGUUUUAAUGUGCAAUGUAACCAAGGCCACACAAAUUUUGUUUCUUAUUUCAAAAGUAAAGUAAGAUUUUCACCUGAAAUUAUUGGAAGUAACCAAAAAUUGAUAAUUGACACAUAAAUCCUUUUUUGAAGCCCCAGAGAAAAUUAUACUUGAAUACAAGUGGUUGGACUACAACAUUCUACAAGAAAGUUUUGUUAACCUGAGAAACUUAAUUUGUAUGGCCUUAAUGUAAGAUAAUGCUACAAUGUAGUGUUGUUGUACAGGGUGACACAGAAGUUCUUCCCUUCUUCAUAUAAGCCAUAUUAGUUAAAAUUUCAAAGUCUAUUUUAUAAACAUAUUUUUGGUUUGUGUCCAAGAAUAAAACAUUCUUCCUCUAAAUCAUAUUAGCCAAGUCAAUGCAAUUUGUUUAGGAAGGUUAUCAUUAGAACGUUGUUGAAUUGAAUGUACAGUCAUUACAAACAGUUUAAAGUUGUGAAAAGUUUCCACUGAGGAAAGAACACAGAUUACAAGUUUAUCUUCUGUGUCAUCCUGUGUAUUGUGCAAUUUUGGAAAUGCCUAAGACUAACAACUGAAAAAAACACUAGUUAUCAUUGUUUAAACUUACACCAGUUCUAUGAAAUGUUUUGCUUGAUAAUCUUGACAGCAACAGACUGAAAUGCAACUGCCUAGAAGCCUCAGAGGAACCAUGAGAUGUGGAUGGAGAUAGAAUGUAACGUGCGGAAAUUUCUUCAUAGCUCUAGAAUAAUCAUAUGCAGUACUACUGCGAAUUUGUUGAAAUGUAUAUGAAGAAAAGACAAGCAGCCGUAGCGCCGAAGGAACUAGUA
This is a messenger RNA of Branchiostoma floridae (Florida lancelet), 8137 nucleotides long. RefSeq names its product kinesin-like protein KIF1B. The record is from RefSeq and is a predicted model, not a curated record. Gene Ontology annotation, biological process: microtubule-based movement. Gene Ontology annotation, molecular function: ATP binding; microtubule binding; microtubule motor activity. NCBI's taxonomy places the organism in Eukaryota, Metazoa, Chordata, Leptocardii, Amphioxiformes, Branchiostomatidae.